Messenger RNA from Salarias fasciatus (jewelled blenny), 1565 nucleotides. RefSeq names its product synaptotagmin-4. Gene Ontology annotation, cellular component: plasma membrane; synapse; axon. Bases 36 to 1541 code for a protein of 501 amino acids. Gene Ontology annotation, biological process: calcium ion-regulated exocytosis of neurotransmitter; vesicle fusion. The transcript is spliced from 5 exons. Gene Ontology annotation, molecular function: calcium ion binding; calcium-dependent phospholipid binding; phosphatidylserine binding. The record is from RefSeq and is a predicted model, not a curated record. NCBI's taxonomy places the organism in Eukaryota, Metazoa, Chordata, Actinopteri, Blenniiformes, Blenniidae.
AACACACACACCUGGCUGAAAAACUGUGCGGAAACAUGUCGCAGUACCUCCUGGGAGUUCACCUGCAGAUCCUGCUGGCCGUGGGUCUGGCGGUCUUCUUCUAUUGUCUGGUCCUCGGCUGCAUCCUUUGCUGUCGGAGACGGAAAAGCGUUUCAUCAGAGGACAAGGAGGCAGUUUUUCUGUCUCCUCAUCGCGCUGAGAGGGUGACGGUGACAUUGAGUCCGACUCCGAGCACGCAGCCUGUCAAGCAGCAGUACGAGGAGCUGGACGGGGACGUGCUGGACUUUCCCUCCCCUAAAAGCAGCUCCUCGCCAUCGGAGGACGACCUCACCGCUCUGCCCUUUGACCCCAGCCCCACCAGGUCGGUUGAGAUGGUGCAGUCUCGGCCCACUUGUUUUCCAAUGAGGCGCUUGAGCACGCCCGCCGUUCCCUGCUCCUCCAGUAAAUCUCAGACUCACGGCAGAGCCUCGUUGCCGUCCUUGACUAAGUUGAGCUUUGUGUCCAAGUCUCGUCGCGCGAUGGGUCGGCGCAGCACCGUGAGUGGCGAGAGCUUCAUUUACAGCGAGAGCAGCAACCUGACCGCUGCCAGAGCCGCCGACCAGCCGGGGGAGCCGUGUCCGCCGCAGUACGGCUCCAGCUCCACCUCCACCCCCUCCAAACCAGCUCCUCUCCUGCACUUCUCCCUGCUCUUCUCCUCGGCCGGCGGCACCCUGCUGGUCAACAUCCUGGGACUUUUUGGGGCCAGUCGGAGGCGCAGUGGGGUGUUUGUUCGGGCCAGCCUCCCCCCGCUCUGCCCCUCCCCUCAGCAGACGGCCUCACGGCGGCGAAGCCUCAGCCCGGAGCUUCACGGUCAGAGCUUCGUGCUGCCCGUGGGCUCUGUGGAAGAGCUGCGCACUUGCACCCUGAGGCUGGCUGUCUACAGCAGAGACUUCUCCGGCCUGAGGGAGGCUGCCAUGGGCGUGGUGGAGCUGCCCUGCGAGCAGAUGGACUGGGAGCCCGACGUCACCACCACCCACACCAAGCAGCUCGUCCCAACCAAGAGCAAGCUAAAGAAGAGUGUGAGUUCUCUGGAAACGGGCCGCCGAAAGAGCUCGGUGUGUGCGCCGCGGCCUUUGGGCCAGCUGUUCGUCCUGCUGCAGUAUCAGACGCUGGCCCAGCGCGUCAAGGUGAUGGUCCGGAAGGCCGAAAAUCUGGCCAAGCUGACGCGGAUCCCAGGAACUCCAGACCAUUAUGUUGUCAUCAACUUGCUUCAGGAUGGGAAAGUAAUUGGCAGUAAGGAGACUAAAGGGGCCGGCGGUCCAAACCCCGUCUGGAACGCUCCGUUCCUGUUCGACCUGCCUCCCGGUGACGUCAGUCAGCUGCCGCUGGCCCUCGAGUUCAUCGUCAUGCAGGGCCGCCUCUACACCAAGAGCAGCAUCCUGGGUCGAGUGUUGAUCGGCGGCGAGGCUUCGGAGGCGGGACAGGGCCACUGGAAGGAAAUGUGCAGUCGGGGCCAAAUAGAAACCGCCCGCUGGCACUUCAUCCAGUCCGACGCACAGUAGGGUCUGAGUGACGGACAGGUGAGC